AUGGCCUACGAAAUAUCCAUCUCCCAAAAACUAUCCCCCUCGCUAGAACCGCACGCCUCCACUCUAAAAACAUUUAUGCAAUCCUUCUACGCCACCAGCGACAAUCCCACCGCUCACGAAGAGUACGCGCGCGAGUAUUUCACGCCAGACGCCACGCUGAUCAUGGGCGGGAAGCGUGCUACGGGGUUUGACGAAAUACUAUCUCUCCGCAAAUCCCUCUGGACAAAAGUCUCCUCCCGCAGACACACGGCGACAAAAAUAUUUUUUGGCGGGGAGAGUGAUUUGAUGCUUUUUGGAAAGGUGGUGUAUGUGAUGAAAGGAACCAGCAAUGAUGAUGGGGUAGAGUUGGAUUGGUCGGCGAGGGCAGAGUUUGUUUUUGAUGAUGGUGAGAGUAAAAAGCCAAGGAUGAAGUAUUAUCAGGUGUAUUUGGAUACUGCUGCUCAACUCGCAGCAGCCCAAAAGGCGCUGUAG
Molecule: messenger RNA, 471 nt
Organism: Talaromyces rugulosus
Lineage: Eukaryota; Fungi; Ascomycota; Eurotiomycetes; Eurotiales; Trichocomaceae
Exons: 3
Coding region: 1-471 (156 amino acids)
Source: RefSeq, a predicted model, not a curated record